AAAAGAGGGGGAAAUUCUAUGAAUGAGAAAAAUGUGGUUCAUUGACAACUUGACAGUUUGACAAAAUGGCCAAUAAGGGGUUAAUAUCCCUGAAACCCACUUCCACUACGGUCAUGGCACAUGGGGAGCUUAGCCGUGAAAUCUCAUCCCUGUUCCAGUGACGGAUGUGUGCUGGAACCAAUCAUGACCUCGCAUCAUUCUGCAGCUGACCAAUGGCAACGCAUAAAGACGCUGGUAAUGGGCGGGACUAUCAGCUAACGCUCAAACCGCAUACUAACAUACUACACAGUAUGUGAAAACAGUAUGUCAGCAUAGGUAGCGCACUAGUUUGACAUACUUCGUAGAGUGCUAGUAUACGUUUUCAGACGUAGCCUGUUGUCAAGGUUUGUAGCAUCCAUAUAACGGCCUAUGUUUAUUCAGGAAUAUAGAGGAAUGGGAAGAGAGAAGUAUUAGGCAGUGUUGAGUAAAGGAAAAUUAGGAACAAGACGACAGGUUCUGUUCAAAAGCUGUUUUGUAUUUAAUUUUUAUAGCUUUGCUGAGCACUUUUUUCCUUGUUGAGGUGUAACGGAGACAGAAGACAGUCCACUUUUUCUUACUUUCAGCGCUGUGUUGUCAUAUAAUCAACCCUGGGUGCUGUUCUUUAUGAUAAGGAUGAUGAAUGUAAUGGCUGAGGAGUGACCCAAACAACCAUCUCCAUCACCACCAGCUCCUCUAUCCCAGGGCCAUGUCUCUGACAACUGUCAAACCUAAUUUCUUCAGUCCAUCCUUAGAGUAUACUCCAGUCUCUGUCCGUACACUUGUCUCAACUCUUUCCAGCCCUGUCCUCAUCAGUUCAGUGGAGAGCAGGACAGAACAGGAUAAUGCUACGUAUAGAGCCACCUUCUCCACUGUCACUGUACCAGCAAAUGAGACAGGCUUCAACUCCACGCGGCUCCCCAUGGCAUCAGUGGAUGGUGCUGGCAUGGGCAUGGUCCUCAUGCCCUUUGGCAUAAUCAGCAUUGUUGGGUUGGCUGUUGUCGUGAUGCUGUAUAUAAGGAAAAAGAAAAGACUGGAGAAGCUAAGGCACCAGCUGAUGCCCAUGUAUAACUUUGACCCAGCCGAGGAGCAGGACGACCUGGAACAGGAACUUCUGGACCACGGCCGAGACGGCAGCCCAGCAGGACCAAAUUCCAAAACGCUGACAUCAGGUCAGGGUGGCGCUCAAGUGGCGAGUCGACUGGUCUUUACGGACGUUGCUGAUGCCAUAAAUGUAUGACAUCACUCCUGCAGCAUAAAUGAAGAUUUCAGAAAUCUCCAGGGACAUCAUGUAGACAACGGGAAUUUUCCAGCUUCAUAUUUUCACACUAGACUGGAAUCAGACAUUGAUUUAGCAAAUGUCUGUAGACUAUAAGGGAAGUUUCAAAUGAUCUCUAGGAGACUGGUAAGAUUAGGUUGCAUUCGCUGUAUUAAAAAAAAGGAAAUGGCAUUUCUGUGCAUUUUAUAUAAAAGCUUAUUUAAUUUCAUUUCUAAUGAUCCCUUUUAAAUGGAUUGUUUCAGACCGGGUUUAAUCCAUCAUAGUCACGGAUAUAUACAGUAUAUGUCUAGAUGUGCAUUUUUAGAAGUGUUUAUUAAAGAAAUUUCAUAGUAGUUGCUUUUAAUCUUUGUUCAUGAAUAGUAAUAGCAUGCAUUUUUAGAUACCACAUGUACACACAUCACUGCAUCACACAGUUAAAAGGCUCCAGUUACUCGUAUUCAUUUUAUUAUUCUUAACCUUGUUUCUGAUAAAUUCAAAUUAGUUUGUGUUUAUUUGUCUAGCUCUUUUAACAGUAGACAUUGUAGCAAAACAGUGCUACAUAAAUAAAGGUGUAGAUUAAUGAGGUGACAGUGGAAAGGAAAACUCCCUGAGACAACAUGAGGAAGAAACCUUGAGAGGAACCAGAGUCUUCUGCGUGAUGCCGGAUAGUGGGAUUAUAAAUCAUUAUUGUUCUUCAACUGUACAUUAUAAAAUCAAUACUAUGUAUGUUGAAAGGAUGGUAAACAUAAGCAUAUUGUGAAUAAUAUUCAUGGAAUAAGCACAGGACAGUUUUUUUAUGGUUACAACAGCAGUUCCUAGGUACAAGUUUUAGAAGUACAGGUGAUGGAUAGUGGUUUUGUGAUUAACCAUGAAGUCUUCUCACUAAAGCUGGGAAAUUGUAAGGCUCCUUUUCUUUACAGUUAGGGGACAUUCUUUCUUCAAGUGCAUAAAAACAUAGUAGAAGUGGUUGGGAAUUUGAUGCACAUUUUCUCUACCACUGCCAUAGCUCAAACUACAGCUUCUUGAACCUUUACUUCUUAUUUCUCUCCUGUUAGCAUCAUCUCUCCUGUUAGCAUCAGGUGUUCUACAAUGUAAAAACAUUUUUUAAAAAAGUUAUUUUGCCACAGCCUUACCCAAAGCCUAAAUACACAAUUUUUAACUGUAUUUAUAGAAAGAGAGAGGUGAUUUAUAUUCUAUGUAGGAUCUCAAAGACAACAGGUAUGACAAAGGGAGACAGGUUAUUUUAACCUGAAAAGAAUCACAACUGAGAUCUGAAGUUUUCUACAGAACUCAGUUUCCUCAAAAGCUUCUGCGAAACUGCGUCAGUGCUACUGAAGCAGGCCUUGAUGAAUUUCAAAGUAACCGUAAUGUCAGUUCAUGGCUCUAUUUAAAACAGGGUGAAUGAAAAAGAAAAAUUAAAGAGCCUCUAAGAGUACUAACAUGAUAGUUUAACAAACAAUGCUGUGUAUGUAGUUAUGUACUACCAUUACAAAGCAACUUUUGUCUUCAAACCAAGUUAUUCAAAAUGAAUAGAAAUUAUGGGGCAUUCUCUUUGUGUUUCUAGUAGAUUUUUGUGCACUUGCCCUGAAAUGUGCUUCCUUCCUUCUCUUACUCCAGAGUGUGGGUGCUGUGUUUGCUUGCUUCCUUGCACAAUAAAGCGUGUAAUGAUUAUUGUUUCAAACAGAUUAACUUUUUUGAAAUUUCUCUCUAGUGAGGCAGAGAGAAAAGUCAUUAUAUGUCAUGUAUGUCUAUAUAAGUACUCUCUCUCUCUCUGUGUGUGUGUGUGUGUGUGUGUGUGUGCUACUAUGGAGUAAUUGUCUGUGGCAGCAUUCCACACUCUCCAAAACCAGCAGCAUUAAAG
Pangasianodon hypophthalmus (striped catfish) is the source of this 3134-nucleotide messenger RNA. RefSeq lists its product as uncharacterized. The coding region runs from base 725 to 1255 and encodes 176 amino acids. NCBI's taxonomy places the organism in Eukaryota, Metazoa, Chordata, Actinopteri, Siluriformes, Pangasiidae. The record is from RefSeq and is a predicted model, not a curated record. The transcript has 5 exons.